UUUAAUUGUAAUGCUUUGUUCAGAUAUUAACCUUCAACAGUAGAAGCCUGAUACAAGGUCUGUAAUGGCUGGUGGUAGGCCUCUUGUGGCUCUGCUGGAUGGCAGGGACUGCAGUGUAGAAAUGCCAAUACUGAAGGAUAUUGCAACUGUUGCAUUUUGUGAUGCCCAGUCUACACAAGAGAUACAUGAAAAGGUUUUAAAUGAAGCUGUUGGGGCUCUUCUGUACAACACCAUAACCCUUACUAGGGAAGACCUAGAUAAAUUUAAAGCCCUUAAAAUUGUGGUUCGAAUUGGUGCUGGGUUUGAUAAUGUGGAUAUAAAGGCAGCAGCUGAGAUGGGAGUUGCAGUUUGCAAUGUACCAUCUGGUUCUGUAGAAGAAGUGGCAGAUUCAACCCUGUGUCAUAUUCUUAACCUCUACAGACGUAUAGUAUGGCUUCACAUGGCUGUAAAAGAUGGCAGUCGACCACAAUCAGCGGAAAAUAUUCGUGACCUUGCCACUGGUGCAACUCGCAUGCGCGGAGAUACGCUCGGCAUAAUUGGAUUAGGAAGAAUAGGCACUGCUGUUGCACAAAGGGCGAAGGCUUUUGGUUUCAACAUUUUGUUUUACGAUCCGUAUUUAUCUGAUGGAAUUGGAAAAGCAUUAGGGUUUUCAAGAGUUGCUACUUUGCAAGAUCUAUUGUAUCAGAGCGACUGUGUAACUCUUCACUGCAACCUUAAUGAGCAUAACCAUCAUCUCAUCAAUGACCACACCAUCAAGCAGAUGAGACAGGGGGCUUUCCUCGUAAAUACAGCUCGAGGGGCACUUGUAGAUGAACAAGCACUCGCAACUGCUUUGAAAGAAGGUCGUCUAAGAGGAGCAGCAUUAGAUGUUCAAAAUAACGAGCCAUUCUCAUACGCGUCUUCACCACUCCGAGAUGCCCCUAACCUUAUUGUUACACCUCAUGCUGCAUGGUACAGUGAACAGAGCUGCACAGAACUAAGGGAGUCUGCUGCUGCUGAAAUCAGAAGAGCAAUUACAGGUCGGAUACCUGAUGGGUUAAGAAACUGUGUGAACAAGGAAUAUUUUCCAGCACAUGGUGUCCCUGGUCUGGCCCACCCUGUCCACCCAUGGGUUGUUGAUUCUGGCAUCAACCAACAGCCACAGGUGGCGUCACAUGAGACAAACGGAAACUAUCGAUACGGAAUGCCAAUGGUAGGCAUUUCUGGAGGUGGUGCUCCUGCUCCUGCUCUGGAUGUUGCGCCUCCGGAGAGCGUUCCUUCGAUCCGAUCUUCAAUUCCAAGCACCCUUGUUCUUCCCAAUCCUGGUAUUCCUGGAAGGGCAUCUUCUGCUUCACCGGUCAUCAAUCGACAAUCUCCAGUUCCUGGGAUCAUCGGAAAAUCUGAAGGAGACAUUCCGCAUAAAGACUGAGAUUUACCAUCCCUAUAACUGGCGGCAGUGGGACUGAGAUAUUUCUACAGCAAUUUUCGCAAAAACUUGUUGGGAACUGUAGCAAAAACAGAACUCUUUACAAACAGACUUGAUGACAACAUAUUUAGAUAGGGUUUCAAUUUUUAAAGUUACGUGCAGCAGAUCAGGGACUUGGGGAAAUCAUCACUCGCAAUGUUUUCUCAUUAUUUGAAAACCUCUUUGGUGCUCUAUUAGGUAUUUACUGCAAUUUUAUAGUAAAUUGAUUAUAAAGUUCUGUUAUUUGUAUUCCCAAAAGUGAACUGAACUUUUAAUGAAAUUAACCACAGUGGAGUCCACCAUGCAUCUAUAACUCUCCUUGAGUUCAUUAUUUGUUUCCAUGCAUAUCUUUCACCUUCUGUUUGUUGCUAACUAUCUGUUUAUUUUAGAGCAAUGUUCCGUCACUUGGAACACCAUGUGUCUGAUCAUGUAUUCCAAUCCUGUAGAAUUCUAGGACCACAUAUGUGUGUGUGUGCCAGCAUGUAUGGUUUCAAAGGUUAUCUGUUUAUGUCGGCUCCAUUGCCAUACUCUACCCCAUUUAUCAUCAAUUUUUGUGCAAUUCUGUAUCAACGGAAUGGAUUGAUGCCUUCCCAAUCAUUUCACUUGUAUCACACAGUCCAAAAUGCCUCGUGUUGAGUAAAUUUCUAAAACCCUGUAUAGUCUGUACAUAGCCCCCAUUUUUGCUGAUGAUAAUGUCUUAACAAUGCACACACGUACAUUUAAGCUAGUGCAUGUUUUGCUGCGUUUAUUACGGAAGUGUGAUAAUAAUAAAUUGCCGUGACCGACUUCACAUGAAUACACUUGACCAGGAGGAACUA
Messenger RNA from Ciona intestinalis (vase tunicate), 2262 nucleotides. Its product is annotated as C-terminal-binding protein 1. Gene Ontology annotation, cellular component: nucleus. Gene Ontology annotation, biological process: regulation of transcription by RNA polymerase II. Gene Ontology annotation, molecular function: transcription coactivator activity; DNA-binding transcription factor binding; oxidoreductase activity, acting on the CH-OH group of donors, NAD or NADP as acceptor. The record is from RefSeq and is a predicted model, not a curated record. NCBI's taxonomy places the organism in Eukaryota, Metazoa, Chordata, Ascidiacea, Phlebobranchia, Cionidae.